UGCGUGAAAGAAAGAUCUCCCACUACCAAGGAUAUAUAGGAAAAUAUUUGAGAAUAAGAUGGAGCUUUCGUGAUUUCUCUUAAAAUUUUAGGUGUUUUUCUAUUGACAAAGAAAAACUCGAAUUUUUCACAAAAUGCCACCGAAAAAAGCACCGGCGCCGAGCAAAAAAGCAGAUCAGAAAAAAAAGGAAAAGGUUAUUGAGGACAAGACAUUUGGUAUAAAAAACAAAAAGGGUGCCAAGCAGCAAAAAUUUAUUCAACAAGUUGAAAAACAAGUGAAAUCGGGCGGCGUAAAUCCGCGCAAAAUCGAGGAUCCUAAUACCAAAAAAUUGGAAAAAGAGAAAAAGCUAAAAGAACAGAAAGAAUUGGCGCUUAUUUUUAAACCAGUUCAAACACAAAAGAUAGAUAAAGGCACAGAUCCCAAGUCUGUUGUGUGUGCUUUUUUCAAACAAGGUCAAUGUACAAAGGGAGAUAAAUGUAAAUUCUCUCAUGAUUUGAGCAUUGAACGAAAAGCUGAAAAACGUUCAUUGUAUUGUGAUAUGAGAGAUGAUGACAAGGAAGAGGAUACAAUGGAUAAAUGGGAUGAAGAUAAGCUCAAAGAAGUUGUAGAGAAAAAACAUGGUGGUGGCAAUCGUCCUACUACCGACAUUAUCUGCAAAUACUUCUUGGAAGCAGUAGAAAAAUCAAAAUAUGGUUGGUUUUGGGAAUGUCCAUCUGGUCAGAAGUGUAUUUAUAGACAUGCUUUACCUCCUGGAUUUGUCUUAAAAAAAGAUAAAAAGAAGGAAGACAAGAAAGAUGAAAUCUCUUUGGAAGAUCUAAUAGAAAAAGAAAGAGCCAAUUUGGGACCUCAUCAAACCAAGAUAACAUUGGAGACAUUUUUGGCUUGGAAAAAGAGAAAAUUGAAAGAAAAAGAAGAGCAGGCCAUCAAAGAUGAAGAGAAGAAGAGAAACGAUUAUAAGGCUGGUCGCCAAAUCGGUAUAUCAGGAAGAGAAAUGUUCUUCUUUAAUCCAGAUCUUGCUACAGGAGAUGGUAUCGAUGAAGGAGAUGAAGCAAUAUCUAGUUAUGUUCGCGAAGACGAUGAUUCUGAGGAUAUACAAUAUAGAGAACUCGAUACAGAACGCCUCGCUUUUGAAGCUAGCGAAAUAGACACUAAUGGUAUCACUGUGGCUACUGCAGAUCGAUUAAAGGUCAACAGUGUUGCUGAUAACAAUAAGGAUAUUACAGUUACUGUGGAAGAGGGUGCCGCGGCGGUAGCUAUUAAUGAAAAUCUUUUCAUGGAAGAAGAUUUAGAGGGUUUAGAAGAAGAAUUGGGGGACCUGGACUUGGAGGAGUAAUCCAGUUGUCCCGAUCAUGCAUCUCUCCUCACUACAUCAUGUUGCUCCAGUGUUUUAUCUUCUUUAAUACAUAUUACUGAGAUAAUCAUUAGCCCCGAA
This is a messenger RNA of Cataglyphis hispanica, 1432 nucleotides long. Its product is annotated as zinc finger CCCH domain-containing protein 15 homolog. The coding region runs from base 134 to 1333 and encodes 399 amino acids. Gene Ontology annotation, molecular function: mRNA binding; metal ion binding. Gene Ontology annotation, biological process: cytoplasmic translation. Gene Ontology annotation, cellular component: cytosol. The transcript is spliced from 7 exons. The record is from RefSeq and is a predicted model, not a curated record. NCBI's taxonomy places the organism in Eukaryota, Metazoa, Arthropoda, Insecta, Hymenoptera, Formicidae.